UACUACUCUUGCUACUUUAAUACUAGUACUACGUUGUGUCUGCGUGCCGCCUUGUUUCAGCGAGUCGGCACUCUCUGUAUUAAAACUCUUCGCUCGCACGCUAUAUCCUGAUAAAGAGUACUCGCAUGUUUGUUGGGUAUUAACAAACUCGGCCUCGGGUGGUAUAGCCGGCCUGGCAAACAUAGUCUAGAUUCUAUGUAAGUCCCACGAACUGUGUUCUACGUUACAUAUAAAGGCAACAUGGCAUCGAAUCGUCGAAUAGAUAACAUUUUAGGGCAUUUGUCCACUCCGCCAGACCAAAAUAAAGAUGGAACGUGUAUACAUAGUCAGGUAAAUAAACUAGAGAAGAAAAACUGCAGUGAGCUGUCUGAUAAUAUGGGGAAGGAAUCUGGAGUGAACGGACGCGGACCUCGUAUUCCUAAAAGAAGGCAAGACCUGCUCAAGUGGAAUGGAUGGGGAUUCAGAGACUGCAAGUUUGUUUUGGAUCCUGUCAAGGAACUUGUAUCUUUUGAGGGGGACAGGUACCAGCUUAGAGGACCAUUACCAUAUUUCAAUACAUGGCUGGAAACCAUUGAAGGAGUUAACCUACACGCAAACCGUGAAGCACAGCCUGAUAUCCAAGCAGAUAAGAUCCCUAAACCAAUUAUAAAUGAUGGAUUCCUAGAAGACAUUAAGAGAAGUGGUAUCUCACUCACACUAGAUCCACAUGAUAGACUCUUCAGGGCUCAUGGUCACACACUUCAUGAUUUGUUCACACUAAGGGAAGGUAUCUUUGAAAGAAUUCCAGAUAUUGUCAUAUGGCCAGACUGCCAUGAUGAAGUAGUAAGGAUAGUCAACAUGUGUGUCAAGCACAAUGUUUGUAUCAUUCCUUAUGGAGGAGGAACGAAUGUGACAAGAGCAGUAGAGUGUCCAGCUAAUGAGAGUAGAAUGAUUGUUUCACUGGAUACAUCACAGAUGAAUCGAAUCUUAUGGGUGGAUGACAAGAACCUGACAGCUAAUAUAGAAGCUGGUAUCUUUGGUGUUGAUCUAGAAGAAAAGUUAUCGAAGUAUGGUUUAUGUAGUGGUCAUGAGCCUGAUUCAUGUGAGUUCAGCUCUCUAGGAGGCUGGGUUGCUACAAGGGCUUCUGGAAUGAAGAAGAAUGUAUAUGGAAACAUUGAGGACAUAGUUGUCCAUAUAAGGAUGGUAACACCCCAAGGUGUCAUAGAAAAGAACUGCCAGGUUCCUCGUAUGUCAACUGGUCCUGAUCUUCAUCAUAUCAUUCUUGGAUCAGAAGGUACAUUGGGUGUGGUGACGGAGGUGACGUUGAGAGUGCGCCCUCUACCUCCCUGUAGGAAAUAUGGAUCAGUAGUCUUCCCUAACUUUGAGCAAGGUGUGCAUUUUGUGAGGGAAGUGGCAAGGCAGAGAUGUGCACCAGCUUCCAUUCGUCUGAUGGACAAUGUUCAGUUCAGAUUUGGUAUGUCCCUCAAGCCCCCAUCAGAAUCCAUCUGGACAUCACUAGUCGACAGCCUCAAGAAAGUCUAUGUCACAAAGUUAAAAGGCUUUAAUCCAGAGACAAUGGUGGUGACCACUCUUCUGUUUGAAGGAACCAAAGAGGAAGUUGCAGCUCAAGAGAAGAGGGUGUAUUCUGUUGCAACAAGAUUUGGAGGUUUGGCAAGUGGUGAAGACAACGGCCAAAGGGGAUAUAUGAUGACAUUUGCAAUUGCUUAUAUCAGAGAUUUUGCCAUGGAUCAUUACAUCAUUGCUGAGUCAUUUGAAACGACAGUUCCAUGGGACAGGGUUCUUGAUGUAUGCCGGAAUGUAAAAGAGCGUAUUACAAAGGAGUGUGCAGCAAACGGUGUUCCAUAUGCUCCCAUCAUAAUGAGCAGAGUCACCCAGACGUAUGAUGCUGGAGCGUGCAUCUAUUUCUACUUUGCCUACAUGUACAAGGGCAUCCCCAAUCCAGUGGAAGUCUAUGAAAAAAUUGAGACUGCAGCACGAGAUGAGAUUAUAUCUAAUGGAGGAAGCCUGUCACAUCAUCAUGGAAUUGGUAAGCACAGGAAGCCCUUCAUGAAGGGUACAGUAUCAGACGUUGGAAUGAUGGCCUUACGAGCCGUCAAAGACAGACUGGACCCCGACAACAUUUUUGGCAAUCAGAACCUCAUGUAAAGCUGCUGCUCUGUAAAUCUUACAUAGUCAUGUUUUUCCUACAGUGCAGUGCAAAUUCAUAAAACAAACAGUGUUUUCACCGCCAGUUACUCUAGAAUCUCUAACUCUGAAAUCAUUUCUAAUAGUGAUUUGAUGAUGAUGUCAUAUUUCUAUUGUGAACAUUCAAAAGUGUAGAUGUUUCAUUGAUAUAUCCCACAGUCAUGAGAAAACCUGGAAAGUCAUGGAAAGAUGAAAUUCUUCUGGAGAACCAUGUGUGUGUGGGGGGAGGGGGGAGGGGGGAGGGGAGUCAUGGAAAUGGAUAAUGGAUGUAGGAGGUCGUGUGUGACUAUGGCAGCCUUUUUAGUUUGAACUGAACUUUAGUUUACAAUGAAUUACAAAUGACUUAUUUCAUCAAUGUGUAUAUUAGUAACAAAAAAUCUUAUUUCUUUUUAACAUCUAAAUUGCCUUGGCAGUUACCGGUAAAUAAAAUGAUGGACAUUUUAUUUAUAACAUUCCUUUCACUUUUUUGGUAAUGAGGGAUAGAAAUAAAUUCUUUCUCUCCAUGUAGUAUUCAAAAUGUGUUAAGAAUAUGAAGUUUUUGUUUUAAUUUCUACAAGAGCAUUUGCUUGCAUGUAAAGGUCUUUUAACUAAAAUAUAUCUGCUCAUAUUGUCAAUUUCAUGUAAUGAUAAUUGUCAUUUCUCAAAUAUUUCACAUAUAUGGUGUGUAGUGGUAUAUAUUCACAAAUUUGUGAGUCACAUGUUUUUUUAAGCAAGGAAAAAUUUUCAUUGUAAGUUUUGUGAAUAUUUGUAAAAUCUAUAGUUUUGUUGUAGACAUAUUUGUAAACGGUUGUCUCAACCUAUUUCUUCCAUCUUCAUUAGGGGUUGAAUUGUAUUUGGUGAGGAGCUGCUUAAACAUUGAGAUUGUCUUAGAAUUGGUAUGCUGGUUAAGUGUAUGAUGAAAGACCCUUGACUCCAGCCUGUGAUGGGAGAGGAUCAGUAGUUUGCCUAACAGCUGCAGUUGUAAGAGUGGAAUCUCCUCACUUAUGGGUAAGAGGCCCACCAGAAAGAAAAUUUGGCUUCAUUAGCUGUUGACCAGGGGAGUCCAAGGAUCAUUUUACAUGUAUGUUGCUGGUGCUUGUCUACUUUUUUAUUUACGGUAGACUGUUUGGAUAUGGCAACAUCUACCCCAUACAGUAACCUCCUGAGGCAGUAGGUUUUCCUUAGAAUAGCAACUGUUAUUGGAGACAGCCCUUGACAGUAAGCUCCAGCUAAGGCCUGGAGAUUUGGCCUUAGUGAUCCGGAGCAUGGUUUAAGAUCUACUGGAUUAUUAGCAAUUAAUGCCACAUCAUCAGCAGGGACAAGAACGCCACAGUAUCUGUUGUUAGAUGAAGCCCCUGCAUUUUCUCUUUUGAGCUCUUUAAUCAGGCCGUCAAUGAUUACCAGGUAGAGGCAGGGUGAGAUGAUGCUGCCUUGAUUUUGGCUUUUACAAAAACAGGAAAAUGGUGUUUCUAAUGUGAUUUUGUGUUCCUGUUCAGUCAAUACAAUGAACAAAAAUAAGAAAGUCCUCAAGUUGGUAGCCUGGAUUUCAGACUAGAUGAGUUUGCUCACUCAUUACGGUAAAUAACUCUAAUUGGUCUGGAAUGUAAAGACUACAUGUCGUUUGGGUCGCAGUGAUCAUUAGAUGGAAGAUACAUGUAGUUUACAUACUUUUUAAUGGGAAAGAUUGAAUUUUUAAAGGGAGCGAAGUUCAUUCUGUCUGGAAGCAAAGCUUGUUUGAUGCUGCAAAGCUUAAUGAUUUAUCACAUUGUUUUUACCCAUCUGAAGGAAUUUUGAUCAAACUCCACUCGAUCUUGCAUGGG
This is a messenger RNA of Strongylocentrotus purpuratus (purple sea urchin), 3983 nucleotides long. RefSeq names its product alkyldihydroxyacetonephosphate synthase, peroxisomal (gene agps). Gene Ontology annotation, biological process: lipid biosynthetic process. The record is from RefSeq and is a predicted model, not a curated record. Lineage: Eukaryota; Metazoa; Echinodermata; Echinoidea; Camarodonta; Strongylocentrotidae. Bases 241 to 2145 code for a protein of 634 amino acids. The transcript has 21 exons. Gene Ontology annotation, molecular function: FAD binding; alkylglycerone-phosphate synthase activity.